AUGUUAUACUACAUAUCAUCUAAAUUGAUAGAGGAUUAUUAAAACUUGUAUAUUAAGUUCAUAAAAUCAUAAAGUAAUAGGAUCAAUAUUUAUAUGAAAUAGUUAUAUACAUUAUUAUUGCCACAAGGAAAUUUAUACUUAUAAUUAACAAUUUCAUUCCUAUCUUCAGAAGAAUAUCACUUACCAUAGGCAGAUCAGCAGAUUACAAUCGUUUUGUUUGA
Paramecium octaurelia is the source of this 221-nucleotide messenger RNA. The record is from the annotation of a GenBank genome assembly. NCBI's taxonomy places the organism in Eukaryota, Ciliophora, Oligohymenophorea, Peniculida, Parameciidae.